Messenger RNA from Spirodela intermedia, 876 nucleotides. Lineage: Eukaryota; Viridiplantae; Streptophyta; Magnoliopsida; Alismatales; Araceae. The record is from the annotation of a GenBank genome assembly.
AUGGAGGACAUCGUCAAGGUGUUCUUCAAGUGCACCAAGUGGCAGAGAGAGGAGACCUCUGACCCGCUGAUCUGCCCCUACAGCUACUUCUGCGACAGCGUCUACCCGGGGGACUACUCCGCCGCCGUUGACGUCUCAAUCUUCCUCCUCUCCGCCGCCUCCUACGCCUUCGCCGUGGCCGCCACUUUGCUGGAUUUGGCGGGAGAAUCCCCCGCCGUUGACUGGACCCAGCGGCUGAGGGUUCUUCUCCCGUCCGGGCCGGUCGUCCUCCCGGCACUGCUCCUGGCCCUAGUCAACGGCCACCGGACCGGCGCCGCCAUCCCGCUCUCCAGCAUCGGGCCGGCGUUCUUCCAGCUGGUUCUCCUCUCAGCCCUCGCCUUCGAGAACCCGCCGGAGAGGACCCUCCGACACGUGCUCCUCGUGGUCUCCAGCAUCUCCGGAAUCCUCCACGCGAGUUUCCGGCUGGAUGCCGUCAUCUUGCCUUACUACACCGGGCUGGACGCCCUACUGCGCUCCACGCUCUCCGGCGAGUGCCCCACCUGCGUGUGCCGCCAAGAGGCGCUGGUGGUCGGCGGCAACCUUGUCUCCUACAGAGGGUGGUCGACGGCGACGUUCGCCGUCGCCGGCACCCUCUUGUGCAGGUUCGGCAGCUUGUUGUGUGGUGAGGAGAAGAUAGGUGUGGCGGUGAAGUCGGCGGUGGAAGCCCUCGCCUGGGUGCUGAUAGGAAGAGAUUGGGUUGACUUUAUUGGGGAUCUCCCCCCAGGAGAGCUUAUGGAGAUGGCCGCUCAUGUGGCUGUCUGCCUCCUGAUGAGCCUCCAGAUCUUGAGGAGGGCUUGCUCUCUCUUGGUUUGGCUGGGAGCCAUGACCAGUUUGUAA